AUGACGAACAUCUGGGCAGCCGGGGUGGGGGUCCUCCUCCGCCUUGGGUUCUGCCCUUCAAUGUUGCCCGACCUCCGAGCGCAACGUGACAUCUGGAACCCCAGGACAGGCCGACUCUUUUCCUUCGACACAACAUCACAUCAUUCGCGAAUUGAAAUUGUCCUUCUUUUUCGCGAAUACCGACCCAAUGUCCUCCUGGCCCACCACCAUUGGAGAAUGACAGCACAAAUCCUGGCCGCGGAAUUGGGUAACCUCAUUCAAGACUCCAAGCGCAAGAACACCGAGUUACGGAAUGCUGCAGAGAAGGCUUUACAAGACCUGAAGUCACUGGCGAACACUUCUGAGGCUCAACUUUCUGCCGGCAAGCAAAAUCAACACCACUCUUUGUAUGCAUCACUAAUCUCUCGCAAAGAUCUCUCCAGGCGUCCGCACUUCAUUUCACCCUUUCUCAUCGCUUGUGGCACUCGCAAUGCUAAAGUCGGCCUCAUCAAGUAUGAAUUUCGACAAGUGGAAGUCUGCAGACGCUCGCUGACAUCUGGAGGUCACGAUAUACAGGUGAAGAUUCUCCAAGCUUUGCCUUCGCUACUUCAGAACUACUCCGCAGAGAUACGUGGAGAGCUCUUGUCAACAGUGUUGAAUAUCUGCUCCGGCCUACAGAGUGCAAAGAAUUUCGCAGUUAGCAAUACUGCAGCUGCGACAUUGCAACAACUAGUCAUCAGCGUAUUUGAUAGAGUCGCCUCCGAAGAUGAGAAGGCGCUGGAAAUUCCCACUGUGGCCGAGGUUAAAGUAGACGAUGGCCAAGUUUCCUUGCGGCCAGCAGCCAACGAUGCUUACAAGAUGUUUAAUGACCUAGUUCUACUUGUGAUGGGAGACAAGCCAAAAUUCAUGAGGUUCUCAUCGCUCCCACCAUCAUCAACUUUGGAAUUGAUAGAGGCAGUACUAUCCAACCAUUACAAAGUCAUGACUACCCAUACCGAGCAGGUCUACCUCCUUCGCAGUCAACUUAUGCCCCUGAUUAUACGUUCGCUGUCCGACCGUCUUUCAUUUCCAGUAACUGUGCGAAUCAUGCGAAUAUUACACAUGAUCAUUCGACAUCAUCUCAACAUUCUCCCCUCGGAAUGUGAGAUCGCGCUCGGGCUUUUGAACCACAUGUUAGACCCCGAGGCCUCACAGUUGUGGAAGCGGGCACUCUGUUUAGAAGUAUUUCGCAGCAUCUACGCCGAUUCAAGACUGCUUCUCGCCAUUUACACACUCUUCGAUGCACAAGACGGCAAAAAGAAUGUAUUUGGAGAUAAUUUGGCAGCGUUCGUUCGACUUGCGGUUGAGAAACCUGCCAUCAUUGGGCUUGGACAACAAUCUACGGCGACUGCAAAUAUAGACGAUGGUAGGAAUUCUGAACAGGCUGUCGUAGAAGCAGGCGCUCUUGCUGGCGUUAUAGGAGGCUCUGUAGCUGAUGGCUCCAGCGGCGCUCGGCCAUUAGGGAUUAGCAUGCAGUGGAGCAGUCUGAAGACUCCUUGCAUAGAGCACCUCGACAAGUCAGAUCCUCCAACAUUGCCAGAUACGUACGUGUACAGCCUGGUACUUACAUGUAUCACAAACAUCUCUGAGAGUCUAGCUAAAUUCGUCCUCCCUCUUACUGUUCACCACGAAAGCAAGAACAGGAAGAAACCAAAAGGAGACGAAGCAAUCGAGGCCGACACAGAAUCUGAAUCAACAAAUACUGGCGGCCGUCGGCUCUCAAGAACACAAUCAUUUCGAAGAAAGACUAUUCCCGUCAACCCACUUGACCUAAAGGAACACUCCUCUUACGUCUAUGUGCAAACAUCAUCCACGAUGGUGAAUGAAUGCUGGCCUGCGGUCCUUGCGACAUGUUCGACCUUUCUGAACGCUGCCUUGGACAAUGAGUAUUAUCGUGCGCUUGUGCGAGCUAUACAGAAGUUUACUCAAGUAGCUGGACUGCUCAGACUAUCUACUCCUCGUGACGCCUUUCUUACCACCCUCGGCAAGGCCGCCGUCCCUGCAAACUUGUUGUUAGUGAACGCAUCGUCUACCAAAGCUGGACCGAACGAACGGCCUGGAGCCUUUGCUAAUGCGAAAGCGCUACUCAGUGUCGACAGUCUCGUCAGCCAAGCAGCCUCCUUAUCGGUGGAUAAAGGUCAGCGUCCAUCACAUGAGGCAGCUCUACCUACGCUGAAUUCUCGCAAUUUACUAUGCUUACGGGCUUUACUCAACUUGGCAAUUGCACUAGGGCCAACGCUCCAGUCUGCCUGGUCCAUUGUCUUUGAAACGCUGCAAGUCGCUGAUCUAGUAAUGGCGCUCUCAGAUCACAACGCAAGUCGUACACCUGGGGGACCUGGAGGUCGUCAGGAUCCGGAUGGAGGCGCUGAGAAACUCGACGCUGAGACCUCAGCUGUACAGGCAGCCGCUCGGCGGUUGUUCGAGAGCACGGUAGACUUCCCGAAUGAAUCAUUCAUUGAGGUCUUGGAAGCUUUGUGCUCGCUCCUCAAUGGGGCUCCCUUACCUGAGAGUGGCGAAAGACCGCCAACGAUAUCGACUCGCCCACAAAUCCUACAUCAACGUAGAUUAGGGAGUGUGUCGGGUAUGACAUCAGGCGCAGAAACUAAUUCGCGCGACUCGGCUUUCGCACUGAAUAAGAUCGGUGAUCUUGCUACUUUGAACGAGAGUAGACUUGCCCAGUAUGAUCCGACUGAAAGCGGCUGGACAAUCUUUGUCACAGCAACUGUGCGCUUCUCCUCAGACAGCCAAAAGGCCACAACUACAAGGCUACUUGCGGCUGAUAUACUCUCACGGGCAGUCAGAGACAUCGCGGAGAUGUCCAUGUCUGACGAGCACCGCGAGGCAAUCCAAGCUCGUGCGCUUGCUGCACUGCAGGAACAAAUUGGAUCUCUCCAUCGCCCUAGGACAGACAAUGGCGAUGCCAUCAAUGAUACCGACAUCAAAGUUCACCAUAUAGCACUUGAAGCACUCAGGGGUGUGAUUGAGCAGUGCGGUGAAUCUUUGGUGGCUGGUUGGGGAUCCGUCAUCGACAGCUUGACGAGUGUCUUCAUGACAAAAGAUGUUAACAUACCCGCCGACCGUGAAACCGCUGUGGCAGCAGCAGAUGGAUCGCAGCACUCGAUAUCCGCAGUGACGGUCAUAUCAAGAUCGCUAGCCCGAUCUGCUUUUGUGACUACGAACCUCAUAUGUUCUGAUUUCAUGUCUGCUGUACCCGACAAAUGUCUUUCGACGUUGCUGAAGCUCUUACUCAAUUUUUGUUCACAGCAAGAGGACCUGAACAUGUCGCUGACCGCUAUCACGUUCUUCUGGAACGUGUCUGAUUACCUCCGAUCCCGAGGUGACCUAUCUACUUUGGUCACCAUGCUCGAGACUACUCAGCAGCAGGAUGAAAUCUGCAAAGUAGUCUCAGACCGCUCCCUCGAAGGACAUAUUGCGGCCUUGUGGCUUCAGGUCCUUUUAGACCUCUCAGCUGUGACCAUUGACCAUCGGGCAGAGGUGCGAAAUUCGGCUAUUCAGACUGUGCAACGGAUUUUUGAAAACUAUGUUGAGCAGCUAUCUUCUGAUGCGUGGCUACUGUGCCUUCGUGUUGUAUUGUUCGGGAUGGUGCAAAGCAACCUGGAGGUUCAGCGUAGGACCAUGGGCAAAUCACGGAGUACACAGGAGACCAAAGAGUGGGAAGAAACCUCAAAAGUCAUACUGCAUACCAUAGGCAUCCUGAAAACGACGUACAUGGAAAAGCUCGAUGCCUCCCAAGUCAGCGAUGCAUGGUCGGAACUCCUGGAUCAUUUACAGCAAUACUUUGAUUGCGGCUCCCAUGCAUUAGCCGCUUCAGUAUUAGGUACUCUAACCAGAGUACUGUCACAUACAAGCAUUGAGUCGAAAUGGAAUGAGUCUUGUCUGCUCAAAACUGCUGGCGUAUGGAAAAGCUACUUCGACUCUCGCAAGAAAUGGCAAGCCACUACUGAGAACAAUCAAGAGGCAUUUGUCUCUUACGCUGACGCGUUCAUUGCACUCUACCGUAUAUCUGAUAAUUUACUGGGUGUGGAGCUCCCACCAAUGCUUGCAGCUCUGGAGGCUUGUGUCAUCGACUCGGAUCCCGUUGCUUACUCUAGCGAUGUGGAUAGCAUGACAUCUUUGCAGAGCCGAAUCAUGGAGUGCCUGGCUAUGGUGAAGACAGAGAACUCCAAACUGCAUUGUUAUCUCAUACAGCUCUUGAGCCGUUUUGUCUUGCUACCCUAUACGUCAUUCGACGAAGAGUCUGACAAGCGCGGACCAACCUUUGUCGCACUGUCGAAAGCUUCAAUGACGCUACUGCAAAAGGUCACUGUCGAAAAUAUCGACGACCAAGACCUAUACACAAGCGGAGCUUUCUCGUCUGCAUUGAGUAGCCUGGCAACUCCGAUAAGCAAGAAGUAUGUGUGGCAUCUCGAGGGCAAAUCGCCAACCUUGUGGCAGAGGGCUACAACGACCGCGAUAGCCAUACUCGGCAGUGGACUACCAUAUGUCAAAUCUAACAAAGAUAUAUGGGCUGUCAUAAUCGACAUUGCGUACUCUACGACACGGGCCCAACUAGGUGCUUCGGCCCAACUUCCUCCAUCUCUCGAAAAAGACGAGGCAUUCGAUAUACAAUCCUAUAGAGAACUUCGUGAUCUCAUCACUUUACCACUGGGCUCGACUUCAAUUCCAGAUAAUAUACGCAGGACCUAUACUCGUAACCUUUUCUCAACAUCACUCAUCCAUACACCGCUAUUAGGGGAAUUGCCCGACCUAAGCCAUUCACCUCUGGAUGAGCUCUACAACAUACGACUCGGACAAACCACUGAACUGGUAUCGACACUAAGAAGCGAAAUGAGCUAUUUCUGCAUAUCCGAGCUAUUCAGCCUGGUCGCAGUACACGACAACAGCCCGGAACGCGUCAAGCUUGCGCAGGCAGCUGCACCUUAUCUCAUCUUGCGCACUGCGCUCCCGCUCAAAACGUAUAUUGCCGAUCACCCUCUGCGUGGCAGGAUGCCUGCACCUGACUCACAGGUACGAGAGCUGCUGUUCGUGCUGGUAGAAUUGGGAAAGUUGAAGAGCGAACCACAAGCGAUUCCUGAUGCUCCUGGAGUGAAGUCUAGGCACAGGAAGCAUCUGCAAAGAUUGUAUCCACUGUUGCUCAAGGCCUCACGUGUUGCUAGACACGAUACAGAGACAUUUGAGCGUAUAGCGGAGUUGAUGGAUGUGGUUGGAGAUGAAUUUGGGUUGGGCGAUGGCCAUGCAGUUCCAAAUGUCAAGAUGCGAUUCAACAUGUGUCGAGCGACCUCGGUUCGGCUAUACACUUCCACAGACUCCACCUCCACCUUCACGCUCCCCCUCCACAUUCCCAGCUUUAUAACCGGCACAUCACCAACAUCGGCAUCAUGUAGCUCCUCCACCCAAAGCAGAGCCCUAUCGCUCCCCCAACCCAUAUCCUCCUUUCAACCAACUCAUCCACCACCACCUCUCCCCCAACCCCCGACAACAGCCAUGACCACCCCGCCCUCCCCACCCCCAAACCCCAUUCCCUUCUCCGAACCCCCCUACCUCAGCGGCCUUCCCUCCCCCUACCACAAGCCCACGCACAUACGCUGGCAAAAGGCGUGCCGGGCCUUUAUUGAAGAACACCUCCUCCCGCAAGCGCUCGAAUGGGACACUGCGGAGACAUUACCCGAGCAUGUGUUUGAGACGUUUGCGCGGGCCAACAUGUUGGUACCAAGCUUGCCGGCACCGUUGCCAGUAGAGUGGUUGAAGAGGUUGGGAGUGAAGGAUAUUCUCGGGGUGGUGGGGGUAGAGGAGUGGGACUGUUUGCAUGGCAUGAUAUAUGCAGAUGAGAUGGCACGAACCGGUCUCGCCGGCCCCUCGGGCUCCCUCACAACAGGCAUGUCCUUUGCCGUGCCCCCACUCCUCAACUACGGAUCCCCCCAACUCCAAGAACGUUUCCUGCCCGACCUCCUCACGGGCAAAAAGCGCACCUGCAUCGCCAUUACCGAACCCGAUGCCGGCUCCGACGUGGCCAACAUUGCGACUACGGCGGUCAAGACCGCAGACGGGAAACACUACGUCGUCAAUGGGACGAAGAAGUGGAUUACGAAUGGAAUUUGGAGCGCGUACAGCACCAUGGCUGUGCGGACGGGUGGGCCGGGGGCACAGGGGCUGUCGCUGCUGGUUGUCCCGCUCAAGGGGUAUCCGGGUGUUAAGAUGCGGCGGUUGAAAGUUGGGGGCCAGGUAUCGGCUGGGACUACGUUUAUCGAGCUGGACGACGUGAUGGUUCCUGUUGAGAAUUUGAUUGGAGAGGAGGGCAUGGGUAUGAAAUACAUCAUGACAAACUUCAACCACGAACGCCUCACCAUUGCCAUCGGCGCAACCCGUCAAUCCCGCGUCGCCCUCUCCACCGCCCUCUCCUACACCCUAACCCGGCACGCCUUCUCCGCCCCCCUAAUCACCCAACCCGUAAUCCGGCACCGCCUCGCCCGCGCCGGCGCCCAACUCGAAUCCCUCUCCGCCUGGCUCGACGCCUUUGUCUACCAGCAAACGCUGCUGGCGCCGGACCGUGCCGCCGUGCUGCUGGGUGGUCCGACGGCUCUGCUAAAGGCCCAGGCGGGCAUCGUGUUGCAUGAGUGUGCUCAGGUGGCGAUGCUGUUGUUGGGUGGGAAUGGGUAUACGCGGAGUGGGCGGGGUGAGCUGGUGGAGCGGAUUUGGAGGGAGGUGCCUGGGAUACGGAUCCCGGGGGGGAGUGAGGAUGUCAUGUUGGAUUUGGGGGUUAGGAUGUUGGUUAAGCGUUUUGCGAGGGGGAGGGGGGAGGGGGGCUCGUCGAAGUUGUAG
This is a messenger RNA of Plenodomus lingam JN3, 6858 nucleotides long. The record is from RefSeq and is a predicted model, not a curated record. Lineage: Eukaryota; Fungi; Ascomycota; Dothideomycetes; Pleosporales; Leptosphaeriaceae.